AUGGCGCUCCUUACUUACCGGUCCCCCGUCCACUAUGGCGAGCAGCAGACUGCCGUCGAGGACUUUCUGCGCAACUACAAGUCGUCGUCCACCGAGGCAACCGAUGCCCUAGAAGGCCUGCAGCUUGAUGGCGACGAAGAUGAGUACGAUUUCAUGGACGAGUCGGACGACAAUGGGCCCCAGAGAAACCGCCCUACCCGCAGUCCCAAGCACAAGUACAUGCAGCUCCUGCAGGACGUCGCCGAUCGCAAGACGAACCACGUCCUCAUAGAGCUGGACGACCUGGACCAGUACGAGAAGAGUCUCGGCGAGGACAGCCCCAACUUGCGCCUGGUCGAGUCGGUGGAGACCAACGCCCAUCAUUACAUUGAGCUUUUCUCGAAGGCCGUCGACAAGGCUAUGCCCGAGCCAACCACUGAGCCGAACUUCAAGGACGACGUUCUCGACAUCAUCAUGACCCAGCGCGUGAAGCGCAACGAGAGAAUACAAGAAUCUGCCGAUGCAGAGGACGAAGGCGCUGCUGCCGACUCGGUCUUCCCAGCCGAGCUGACCAGAAGAUAUACCCUGAACUUCAAGCCCCUCACUCCCUCGGGAUCGAGCAGCGAGCGCGGCUCCAAGGCAUUAGCAGUGAGGCAAGUGCGCGGCGAGCACAUCGGCCGCCUCAUCACUGUGCGUGGCAUCUCAACCAGGGUCUCGGAUGUCAAGCCUUCUGUCCAGGUCAAUGCCUAUUCUUGCGACCGCUGCGGUUGUGAGAUUUUCCAACCCGUCACUGCGAAACAGUUCACGCCUCUCGUCGAGUGUCCUUCGAAGGAAUGCAAGAACAACAACGCCAGAGGUCAACUGUUCCUCUCCACCCGCGCAUCCAAGUUUCUUCCCUUCCAGGAGAUCAAGAUUCAAGAAAUGGCGGACCAGGUUCCUGUCGGCCACAUUCCUAGGCAACUGACGGUCCAUGUGCACGGCGCAAUCGUCCGCCAGAUCAACCCGGGUGACGUUAUUGAUGUCGCUGGCAUCUUCCUCCCCACCCCUUACACUGGAUUCAAGGCCAUCCGGGCCGGUCUCUUGACCGACACCUACCUCGAGGCGCAGCACGUCAACCAGCACAAAAAGGCGUAUGACGACAUUGUUCUGGCUCAGCCCACCAUCCGCCGCAUGAAUGAACUGGAGAGGUCUGGCCAGCUCUACGAGUACCUCUCUCGCUCCAUCGCUCCCGAAAUCUACGGACAUCUGGACGUGAAGAAGGCACUUUUGCUGCAGCUAAUUGGUGGUGUGACGAAGGUGAUGGGCGAUGGCAUGCGCAUUCGUGGCGAUAUCAACAUUUGUCUGAUGGGUGAUCCUGGUGUUGCCAAAUCUCAGCUUCUCAAAUAUAUCACGAAAGUCGCGCCUCGUGGUGUCUACACCACUGGUCGUGGUAGCAGUGGUGUCGGUCUUACUGCAGCAGUCAUGAGAGACCCGGUCACGGAUGAGAUGGUUCUUGAAGGAGGCGCUCUCGUCCUUGCGGAUAACGGCAUGUGCUGUAUCGAUGAGUUCGACAAGAUGGACGACUCAGACCGGACCGCAAUCCACGAAGUUAUGGAGCAGCAGACUAUCUCCAUCAGCAAAGCUGGCAUCACAACCACUCUCAACGCCCGCACCUCCAUCCUUGCCGCCGCCAACCCUCUCUACGGCCGCUACAACCCUCGUAUUUCCCCGGUUGAGAAUAUCAACCUUCCCGCCGCAUUGCUUUCUCGUUUCGAUGUUCUCUUCCUUAUUCUUGAUACCCCAUCCCGCGACGCCGACGAGGAGCUCGCCCGCCACGUCACCCACGUCCACAUCCACAACAAGCACCCCGAAGCCGCCGGCAACGGCAAAGGCCCCGUCUUCACGCCGCACGAAGUCCGCCAGUGGGUCGCGCGCGCGCGCAACUACCGCCCGACGGUGCCGCAAGAGGUCUCGGACUACCUGGUCGGCGCGUACGUCCGCAUGCGCCAGCAGCACGCCCGCGACGAGUCGCAGCGCCGCGCCUUCACGCACACGUCCCCGCGCACGCUCCUCGGCGUCCUGCGCCUCGCGCAGGCCCUGGCCCGCCUCCGCUUCGCCGAGAACGUCAUCCCGGAAGACGUCGACGAGGCGCUGCGCCUGACCGAGGUCAGCAAGGCGUCGCUGUACCAGGACGAACGCGGCCGCGGCGCCGACCAGACGCCCCAGUCGCGCAUCUACCACCUCAUCCGCGCGAUGAAGGAGAGCGGGGCGGCGGCCGUGGGCGGCGGCGGCGGCGGCAUGGACGACGGGUCGGCGGGUGAGCUGGAUCUGAGGAGGGUGAGGGAGAGGGUAUUGGCCAAGGGCUUCACGGCGGACCAGUUCGAGGAGGCGAUUGAUGAGUAUGCCAUGCUUGAUGUUUGGCAAACUGCGGGCGAGGGUACGAGGUUGGUCUUCAUCGAGGCGGAGGGUGGUAUGGAUGAGGAUUUGUAA
Molecule: messenger RNA, 2448 nt
Organism: Diplodia corticola
Lineage: Eukaryota; Fungi; Ascomycota; Dothideomycetes; Botryosphaeriales; Botryosphaeriaceae
Product: dna replication licensing factor mcm7
Exons: 5
Coding region: 1-2448 (815 amino acids)
Biological process (GO): DNA strand elongation involved in DNA replication; DNA replication initiation; double-strand break repair via break-induced replication
Cellular component (GO): MCM complex; nucleus
Molecular function (GO): single-stranded DNA binding; single-stranded DNA helicase activity; ATP hydrolysis activity
Source: RefSeq, a predicted model, not a curated record